Pocillopora meandrina is the source of this 428-nucleotide messenger RNA. Lineage: Eukaryota; Metazoa; Cnidaria; Anthozoa; Scleractinia; Pocilloporidae. The record is from the annotation of a GenBank genome assembly.
AUGGGAAGUGUGAUCACGAAAAUAGUAAGAGAGACCAUCCAAGAACUAAUUGAGAUUACAAAGAAUCUGUGGUUGAAGAGGAAGUUAAUGAACGGUUGCCCGGAAAGCACGGUGAGCCGACUAAUAAAUAAUUAGGAUUUCCUUUUUAGAACUUAAAGAAAAUGGCAAGUAAAGCAACAAUGGUUGGAGGAGUGAUUAUCAAUGCGACUACUUUUGUUGGUGAAAGCUAUUUGGAAAAGUAUGAAGAGAUAAAGCGUCAUGAUCUAGCUGUUUUUCUAACAAAAAUAGCUGGUGCUUUGGCAACUGGAUUGGCUGCGAGUCAAUUUUCAAGUAAAUCCACAGAAUGGUUGAGGAGACUUCCAGAAGUUGCUUCAGCUUUGAAUCGUGAAGAGACUCGUUUUGUUGAUGCAAUCAGAGAAGGCUGUUAG